Molecule: messenger RNA, 6775 nt
Organism: Salarias fasciatus (jewelled blenny)
Lineage: Eukaryota; Metazoa; Chordata; Actinopteri; Blenniiformes; Blenniidae
Product: voltage-dependent L-type calcium channel subunit alpha-1D-like
Biological process (GO): calcium ion import across plasma membrane
Cellular component (GO): membrane; voltage-gated calcium channel complex
Molecular function (GO): high voltage-gated calcium channel activity
Source: RefSeq, a predicted model, not a curated record
UUUUGUUUUUUUCUGUCUCUCCCUGCGAAGCUCCGGAUCCGUGUUACCGAGCGGAGAGGACCGCGGCUGAAUUAUAAAGUCUUCGGGAAAUAAGAGGCAAAUUAUGCCAGCAGCAUCGGCAUCGCUCGCCCUGGUGACGUGCCAGCUCGCCGGUCAGACUCCUCCGUCCUCCUCUCGUCUCCCCGUCUGCCCGGGCAGAUCCAUGCUGCUGGAUGCUCCUCACAGAGCCACGCCCGCACCAUGAGCGCCAACGGGCCUGCCCCAGACCCCGCCUCCGCCGCCGCUCCCGAAGCGCCCCCCGCCACAGCCCCGGCCCCGGCCCCCGCUCCGGCCCCGGCCCCAGCGCCGGCCCCCGCGGCGGCGGCGCCCGCCCCCGCCCCCGCCGCCCCGCCUGCCCCGGCGACCACCACCACCAUCCCGGCAGGUGCGUUGGCACAGAAGAAGCGGCAGCAGUAUGCCAAAAGCAAGAAGCAGGGCAGCAACGCCAACAGCAGGCCGCCCAGGGCUCUGUUCUGCCUCAACCUCAACAACCCCAUACGCAGGGCCUGCAUCAGCCUGGUGGAGUGGAAGCCAUUUGAUAUCUUUAUAUUAAUUGCUAUUUUUGCCAACUGUAUGGCCUUAGCUGUCUACGUCCCCUUCCCCGAAGAUGAUUCCAACUCUACAAACCACGACCUGGAAACCGUUGAGUAUGCCUUCCUCAUCAUUUUCACAAUCGAGACCUUUCUGAAGAUCAUUGCAUAUGGUUUGGUGAUGCACCAGAACGCAUAUGUGAGAAACGGCUGGAACAUGCUGGAUUUCGUCAUUGUUGUGAUUGGACUCUUCAGUGUUGUUUUGGAGCUUUUGACCAAAGAUGAGAAGGGAGAUGGCGGCGACGGACACAGUAGCCAUCCGUCGAUGCACGGGCAUGGGGGGAAACCUGGUGGAUUUGAUGUUAAAGCCCUUCGAGCCUUCCGUGUGCUGCGACCCCUGCGGCUGGUCUCAGGAGUACCCAGUUUACAGGUGGUGUUGAACUCCAUCAUUAAAGCCAUGGUCCCUCUCCUGCACAUCGCCCUCCUGGUCCUGUUUGUCAUCAUCAUCUAUGCUAUUAUCGGCCUGGAGCUUUUCAUCGGUAAAAUGCACGCGACCUGCUAUCUACCUGGAGCAGACAUGAUAGCAGAGGAGGAACCGGCUCCGUGUGCGAUCUCAGGGCAUGGCCGCCAGUGCCCCAACGGCACAGAUUGCAGGGAAGGCUGGCAAGGUCCCAACGGUGGCAUCACCAACUUUGACAACUUUCUGUUUGCCAUGCUGACAGUGUUUCAGUGCAUCACCAUGGAGGGCUGGACGGACGUGCUGUACUGGAUGAACGAUGCUAUGGGCUUUGAGCUUCCAUGGGUGUACUUUGUCAGUCUUGUGAUCUUCGGCUCCUUUUUCGUUCUUAACCUGGUUUUGGGUGUGUUGAGCGGAGAGUUCUCCAAAGAGAGAGAGAAGGCCAAAGCUCGCGGAGACUUCCAGAAGCUGCGCGAGAAGCAGCAGCUGGAGGAGGAUCUGAAGGGUUACCUGGACUGGAUCACUCAGGCCGAAGACAUCGACCCCGACAACGAGGACGAGGCGGACGAGGAGAGCAAGCGCAACCGGGUGACUCUGGCUGACCUCACCGAGAAGAAGAAAGGAAGGUUUGGGUGGUUCAGCCAGUCGUCCGACACUCAUGCGAGCGUUCCGGCCAGCGAAACGGAGUCUGUAAACACGGAGAACCAGAACGGAGAGGAUGAGAAGACGCCAUGCUGUGGACCUCUGUGUCAGAAGAUUUCAAAGUCAAAGUUCAGCCGGCGCUGGCGCCGCUGGAACAGAUUCUGCCGCAGGAAGUGCCGGUUGGCCGUCAAGUCGGUGCCUUUCUACUGGCUCGUCAUCAUCCUGGUGUUCCUCAACACGCUCACCAUAUCGUCGGAGCACUACAACCAGCCGCUGUGGCUGACGCAAGUGCAGGACGUGGCCAACAAGGUGCUCCUGGCGCUGUUCACCUGUGAGAUGCUGGUGAAGAUGUACAGUCUGGGACUGCAGGCUUACUUCGUGUCGCUGUUCAACCGCUUCGACUGCUUCGUGGUGUGCGGCGGAAUCACCGAGACCAUCCUGGUGGAGCUGGAGAUCAUGUCGCCCCUCGGCAUCUCCGUUUUCCGCUGCGUCCGCCUGCUGAGGAUCUUCAAGGUCACACGACACUGGCAGUCGCUGAGUAACCUGGUGGCGUCUCUUCUGAACUCCAUGAAAUCCAUCGCUUCCCUGCUGCUGCUGCUCUUCCUCUUCAUCAUCAUCUUCUCCCUGCUGGGCAUGCAAGUGUUUGGCGGGAAGUUCAACUUCGAUGAAACGCAGACCAAGAGGAGCACCUUCGACAACUUUCCCCAGGCCCUCCUCACCGUGUUCCAGAUCCUGACUGGAGAAGACUGGAACGCUGUCAUGUACGAUGGGAUCAUGGCCUACGGAGGCCCGUCCUCCUCCGGGAUGAUCGUCUGCUUUUACUUCAUCAUCCUCUUCAUCUGUGGAAACUACAUCCUCCUGAAUGUCUUCUUGGCUAUCGCAGUGGACAACUUGGCCGAUGCAGAGUCUCUCAACACAGACGAAGGAGACAAGAAAGGGGACAAAAAGGAGGAUGACAAAGAUGAGAAGGACGAGGAGGAGGACAACGACGACACCGCGGGGGAGGAGGAGGAUCCGGAGGUUCCUUCAGGGCCUCGUCCGGUCAUCUCCGACCUGGUAAAGAAGGAGAAGAUCACGCCGAUCCCGGAGGGAAGUGCCUUCUUCAUCUUCAGCAACACAAACCCGGUCCGCGUGUUCUGCCACAAACUCAUCAAUCAUCACAUCUUCACCAACCUCAUCCUGGUCUUCAUCAUGCUCAGCUCCGUCUCGCUCGCCGCUGAGGAUCCCAUCCGGAACUUCUCCGCUCGCAACAUUAUACUUGGUUACUUUGACUAUGCUUUCACGGCUAUCUUUACUGUUGAGAUCGUUUUGAAGGUCCUAGGCUAUGCAGAUUAUGUCUUCACUAGUAUGUUUACAUUUGAGAUCAUAUUGAAGAUGACGACAUAUGGAGCUUUUCUCCAUAAAGGGGCUUUCUGUCGAAAUUACUUCAAUCUGCUGGACCUGCUGGUGGUGGGAGUCUCUCUUGUUUCUUUCGGCAUUCAGUCCUCAGCCAUCUCUGUGGUGAAGAUUCUUCGGGUCCUUCGAGUUCUCCGGCCCCUGAGGGCCAUCAACAGGGCUAAAGGCCUGAAGCACGUGGUGCAGUGUGUGUUUGUGGCCAUCAGAACUAUUGGAAACAUCAUGAUCGUCACCACUUUGCUCCAGUUCAUGUUUGCCUGUAUCGGAGUGCAGCUCUUCAAGGGGAAAUUUUAUCGCUGCUCAGAUGAGGCUAAAUCCAGCCCAGAAGAGUGCAAAGGCACCUACAUACUGUAUAAGGACGGAGACGUGAACCAGCCCACCCUCCACAAACGCCUCUGGCACAACAGCGACUUCAACUUUGACAACGUCCUCAUGGCCAUGAUGGCUCUCUUCACCGUCUCCACCUUUGAAGGCUGGCCUGCGUUGCUGUACAAGGCCAUCGACUCCAACCGGGAGAACCUGGGACCCAUCUACAACUACCGCGUGGAGAUCUCCAUCUUCUUCAUCAUCUACAUCAUCAUCAUCGCCUUCUUCAUGAUGAACAUCUUCGUGGGUUUUGUGAUCGUCACGUUUCAGGAGCAGGGAGAGAAAGAGUACAAGAACUGUGAGCUGGACAAGAACCAGCGUCAGUGUGUGGAGUACGCUCUCAAGGCGCGUCCGCUGAGAAGAUACAUCCCCAAGAACCCGUACCAGUACAAGUUCUGGUACGUGGUGAACUCCACGGGCUUCGAGUACAUCAUGUUCGUGCUCAUCAUGCUCAACACGCUCUGCCUGGCCGUGCAGCACUACGGCCAGUCGGCACUCUUCAACUAUGUGAUGGACAUUCUCAACAUGGUCUUCACCGCGGUGUUCACUGUGGAAAUGGUUCUCAAGCUCAUCGCUUUCAAACCCAGGCAUUAUUUCGCUGAUGCUUGGAACACAUUUGAUGCCUUAAUUGUUGUUGGUAGCGUCGUCGAUAUUGCGAUCACUGAAGUGAACAAACUUGUAGAGCCAACGGAGACUCCUCAGGUGGAUGAGAUGGGGAACACCGAGGACAGCGCUCGCAUCUCCAUCACCUUCUUUCGUCUGUUUCGAGUCAUGCGGCUGGUGAAGCUGCUCAGCAGAGGGGAGGGCAUUCGCACCCUGCUGUGGACUUUUAUCAAAUCCUUCCAGGCUCUGCCAUAUGUUGCUCUGCUGAUAGCCAUGCUGUUCUUCAUCUACGCCGUCAUUGGCAUGCAGGUGUUUGGAAAGAUUGCCAUGGUGGACGGCACCCACAUCAACAGGAACAACAACUUCCAGACCUUUCCGCAGGCUGUGCUGCUCCUCUUCAGAUGUGCCACUGGCGAGGCGUGGCAGGAGAUCAUGUUGGCGUGUAUGCCGGGGAAACUGUGCGACCCGGAGUCCGACUACAACCCCGGAGAGGAGAUGACGUGCGGCAGCGGAUUCGCAAUCGUUUACUUCAUCACCUUCUACAUGCUCUGUGCUUUCCUGAUUAUCAACCUGUUUGUGGCUGUCAUCAUGGACAACUUCGAUUAUCUGACCCGUGAUUGGUCCAUUCUCGGGCCUCACCACCUCGACGAAUUCAAGAGGAUUUGGUCAGAAUAUGACCCCGAAGCAAAAGGCAGAAUCAAGCACCUGGAUGUUGUCACCCUUCUCCGGCGUAUUCAGCCUCCUCUUGGUUUCGGCAAACUGUGUCCUCACAGAGUGGCUUGCAAGAGGCUCGUGGCCAUGAACAUGCCUCUGAACAGCGACGGUACGGUCAUGUUCAACGCCACCUUGUUUGCGCUGGUGCGAACAGCCCUGAAGAUUAAAACAGAAGGUAAUCUAGAACAAGCCAACGAGGAGCUGAGAGCUGUCAUCAAGAAGAUCUGGAAGAGGACCAGCAUGAAGCUGCUGGAUCAAGUGGUGCCUCCUGCUGGUGAUGAUGAGGUAACCGUGGGGAAGUUCUAUGCCACCUUCCUGAUACAGGACUACUUUAGGAAAUUCAAGAAACGUAAAGAGGAAGGCCUGGUGGGAGCACACCCCUCCCAGAACAACACAGCCAUCGCUCUACAGGCUGGCCUUCGCACGCUGCAUGAUAUUGGGCCCGAAAUUCGCCGAGCGAUAUCAUGCGAUCUGCAGGAUGAUGAGCUAGUAGACUUUAUUCCAGAAGAAGACGAGGAAAUUUAUAGGCGUAACGGCGGACUCUUCGGGAACCACCUCAUGAACGGCGGCCACCGGCGGUCCAACGGCCACCAGACCAACGCCACCCAGCGGCCCCUGCAGGUGCAGCCGCCGCCGCACUACGCCCACAUGGAGCAGCCGGUGGGACGCUUGUCCCGAGCCAACGCCAUGUCCCACCCUAACCACCACCACCACCACCACCACCACCAUCACCACCGCCACCACAACUCCUACGGCAAGUCCCCCAAGUCCACCAACAUCAACCUCAACAACGCCAACGUGUCCAGCCUGCCCAACGGAGGACACCACCGCUACUACGAGCACGCCCCUCCCAACGGAUACCCGGGUCUGCGCAGCCCCUAUUACGACUACGACAAGCCGCGGACGCCCCAGGGUCAAAGAAGGCGCUACUAUGAGACCUAUGUUAGGUCCCACAGAGGGGACGGCCGCCACCCAACCAUCCGCAGGGAGGAGGAGUUCGAUGAAGACCGCUUCUCUGGGGAGUAUUUCAGCGGAGAGGAGUUCUAUGAAGAUGACAGUAUGCUGUCAGGGGACAGGUAUCAGAACAGUGACACAGAGUAUGAGACCCCCAAAGGCUACCACCACCCUGACAGCUACUACGACGAUGACGAGCAGCCUUUGUACCGCGACUCACGAAGGUCACCAAAGAGAAGGCUGCUUCCUGCCACACCUCAAGGCCACAGAAGGCCGUCCUUCAACUUUGAGUGUCUGCGCAGACAAAGUAGCCAGGACGAGCUUCCACAUCAGCGUACUGCUCUUCCACUGCACCUUAUGCAGCACCAGGUCAUGGCUGUAGCAGGUCUGGACUCCAGCAGAGCCCACCGCCUCUCCCCGACCCGCUCCACCCGCUCCUGGGCCACGCCCCCCGCCACCCCGGCCAGUAAGGACCAGUCGCCGUACUACACCCCGCUGAUCCGCGUGGACCACCCGCACCGGGAGAGCAUCGGCGGCAGCCAGGUGUCCGUGCGGAAGAGCUCGUGGUACACGGACGACCCCGAGUUCUCCCAGAGGACGUACUCGCCCGUCCACCUGCAGGUGCCGCCCGAGUACCACAGCCAGUACCACCAGAAGAGAGGCAGCGCCACCAGCCUGGUGGAAGCGGUUUUGAUAUCUGAAGGGCUUGGGAGAUACGCCAAGGAUCCCAAGUUCGUCGCCGCGACGAAGCACGAGAUAGCCGACGCGUGCGAGAUGACGAUAGACGAGAUGGAGAGCGCCGCCAGCCACCUGCUGAACGGGGGAAUGGCGCCGAGCAUCAACGGAGUCAGCGUGUUUCCCAUCCUCGCCCCGAGGGACUACGAGAUGCAGGACGCCGGCGCCAGCUACAGCGACGAGGAGCCCGAGACGGAACCCAGGGUUCCCUACGAGGAGGACCUGGCAGACGAGAUGAUCUGCAUCACGACUUUAUAGCAGUGGCUGCAGAAAUCCGCAAAACAGAACUCCGAUAGACUACAUCGAAGAAAAUUAUUUAAAAAAAAAAAAACAAAAGAAA